AUGUGGUUUCUUGUUUUGACUGUUCAGGAUAAACUAAAACUCAUUUCUUAUACUCUAGACCGAUUAACCAAAGGCUUACGUUCGUCUGUGGCGGCGUCGAAAUCUGGAUUUACUUGCGCCCUGAUUUCCGUUCUUGAAAAUGAAUCAUCUAUCUCUACUGACAACUUGCUAAUGUUUCUCGAUAAGAACGUCUUCUCUUUCAAAACCAACGAUCAUAAAGAGCGGUUUGCUACAAAUAUGGCGAAGAUUGAUAGUCUUCUUAUUCUUCAAAAGUCUGGAAGGCUACGGGACCUUGGGUUGGAUCAUCACAAAAAGAUCGUUGCCAGCAUUACCAACUUAAGCGACACCGAGUCUUGCAUGAUAUCGAUGCAGUCAGUUCUGCCACAAGUUGUGCCGUAUCUGGACAAAAAUACGAUAGGCCUCUACGGCGACUUGAUUACCAAGAUUUGGUCAACUGCCUCCAAAAUAGACGAACCUUCUGCUGUACAGCUUCUAUUCGUGCUACGUCUUCAGAAUUUCCCUCAGGUUCUUCGUCUGGCUCUGUCUCUUGUACCAAAGUUACAGACCGAAGCCCAAAUUAAAACUGUUGUUACUCCCAACCUUCUACUCUUCCUUCGAAAGCAACUAUCUAGUCAGAAACUAGCAAGUCAUGAGGAUAUCUGUCGAUGCUUGAAUCGGUUACUGCAGCACUUGAAGACAUCCCAACCAGAUGAACUUGCACUGGUGGGAAGUAAUAAUGACUGUCGUUUUCCCACGCCCAGCAUCGGGGCCACACAGGCUGCCCAGAUAUUUACAGUUGUUGCUAGUCAAUUGCCUUUGUUUGACGCGGCUGUCACACCGAAGUCGCCGCAACUCGUCUCGACCCUGCUGGAGUGUGCUUCGACGGCCUUGUCUGACGACUACCUGUACGAAUGGUCGAGUCAACUGCAGAAACUCUUUCUGUCCCCGAAAGACGACUCUAGCAGCACCUCUGCCGUUGAUAGAACUCGUCUGCACAUCCUUGAUCUCCUUCGCCAAGUCGCAUUCAUCUUCAUCGCCCGUUCCUCUGAAGCCGUCAUUGACUCCAUCGAGGAAAUCCUUGCUUUCCUACUUCUGGUCGCCAAUAACAACGCCUUCCCUCUCGGGUCGGCAGAGCCAGCAGUGACGGCAGUGGUUGCCAGUGCUUCACUGACCCACCUUGGACGUUGUCUUGGACUUAUGGUCCGGGGCGUCUCACUUCGAGCUGAAAUGAAGUGUGCUCUCCUUAACGAUAAUUGUCAUGGUUACCUGCUGUUUGCUCGUAGGAAAAUAUGUCGCGGGUUGGUUCGUUUCGAACGUCUUAACCACUUUCCGCUUCAGGACUCUUCACUGCGCUCAAAAUCAUCCAAGGAGACGCUUAGAAUGCUUCUGCGUGUCAUGAACCACUUGGUGGAGACAGACGAGAAAGUGUGCACCAAUGAUGGCGAGGAUCUUCUGCAAUGUCUGAAAACUGCCGGCCAGCUGUUGGCCACAGCCCUCGAAUCGACUGCUAACGCCGAUUCCCUCCUAAGUUGUUGGAUCAGCCUUUUGCAUGCCGUCACUGUGAUUUACGCAGUUACGCUGCAUUCCAAUCCACCAUCGCCUAAAGAGUCUGUUCUCCUAACCCUCAUCGACGAUAUCUCCGAGGCUCUCAAACACCGCAACUCAGAUGCCUCGGUUCCCAUGGAAACCGACCUUGACGAGGCUUCAAACUACGAAGCCGCACCUGAGUGGUCCUCCGUUUUCACCGACGCGAUGCUCAGCCUCUGCGUGGAGCCCUGGCGCCUUCUUCGGGAGGUAAUUGCGGCGACUUUCGGGCGAAUGGUCUCGCACCGCGAGCUCUUUGCUCCGCCACUCGCACCCGAGGAGGCGUUUGCCGUCGGCGGCAAACCCCACAAGCAAAAGGACGAAGGCAAAACUGUUAGCCCCCUUCAGCUGAUAAUCAGCAUUGCCGAUAAUCGGUCUAACGCUGCACAAGAACGCGUUGUUUUAGCGGGUAAAGAUGAUGGUGAUGAUGAUGAAGAUGAGGAGGAGGAUGGGAAUGAUGACUCGUCAGACAAUGAGUCUGAGAGUGAGGGAGAGCAAGAUGAAAGUGGGGACGAGGAGAUGAUUGAUCUUGGAGCUGGUGAAAACGAUGAUGAAUCUGUGGAAGAUAUACCAGAAGCCACUGACGCAGACGACUUUCUCACAGACGAGCAAAUGGACGCUCAGGAUGAGGCCUUAGCAGCCAUCUUCAGGGCUACUCAGUCCUCAAAACUGGAAGCGAGAUCCCGGAAGGAUACGAUUGCCUUGCUGAAAUUAAGGUCAUUUGACUUCCUCGAGUGCAUUGUUCUCUACUCGUGCGACGCCAAUCUUUUCCUGCCUUCCCUGUACACAAUUCUCCAACUGGCUAUUGCUUCAGCCCGACGGAACUCUAAGCACGAACCAAAAGGUAGCAGGAAGCAGUCCCCCGGGUGCGUCCAGUUGGCCCGUAUCCUCGCGACGCUGAACCAGUUGCGCGCCCGCUCCUCGGCGUCCAACGACCUUCUCUACAAGUCCCUGAGUGGUUCGGACGAGUCGGUGGCUCUGUUGUCGGCCUUUCUAACGGCUGUUUUCGCGACAUUUAAAAAUGGUUCGUCGAGUAGUAUUGCCUCUUCUCUCAUUUGCGACGUCUCCCUUACCUCCAUCUGUUCUGUUACCAUUUCAGCUGUUCCCGAUGAGGGACUCAUCAAGUGCCUUCACAUUGUGUGCGAAUUCCUGCAAUUCAAGAAGGUUGCGUCGCCCGAAGAUUCGCGCACACCCUCCAAGGUGGUUCAGUCGGUCGUGCAGGAUGUCCUCACAGAGUUCUUAUCGAAACCCCAUCCCAGCAGAACUCACCAAUCCCUGCUCAAAAGACUCCUCUCUACAUCACCGGCGGUUGCAAAGUCUGCAGCGGGUCUCCUGGCUGAGCGGCUCGCAAAAGCAGCGACCAGCGAGUCCCCCGAGGGAAUCUACUCCCAGACUGCUCUGUUGCAUCUCGCCAACGCUGUUACUGUUGGUCUGGCCAAGCAGAGUGACGUCGUCCGCGAGUGGACGCUGCCCUUCGCCAAAACCCUCGUCUCGGCGUACUUCUCCGGCAAAGUCUCGGCUGGGUGGACCCAAUCUAGGGUCCUCGCGUCGGCUGUCUUUUCGGCGCUUAUUGGGUGUAUAAAAGCCGAUAAAACUGUUGUAAGUGUAGAAUCCACCACUAUCCUCAUCAGCCCCGGGGAACAUUUGGAGCCUCUUUCAUCUGAACAACUUAAAACAGUCAGAGAACUCAACAAACUCCUUGAUGAACUGUCAUCAACAGAUUUGACCACCCUGUUAACACUUGAAAGAGGCACUUUGCUGAAGUCCGUCCGGCCAUAUCUCUCCCGAGUGACGAUGCUUAUCCACUCACUCCGUGGUUCAUCAGGGCACGUUUCGAAGGUGAUUACUGAGCUGUCCGUGGUGAGGGAGCAGAUGAAGCGCGAGGCAAAACAGGAGCGUCGGGCGAAAAGGCAGCAGCGGGCAGCUGCGCAGCAGCUUAAGCGAAAGGCGGCGGCUGAGGAGUCGGUGGAAUCCGAGGAGACGAAGCCUCGCCCACAGGCAAAGCGCAGAAAGACAAAGUCGAAGAGGGCAGUGUGA
Molecule: messenger RNA, 3621 nt
Organism: Mesocestoides corti
Lineage: Eukaryota; Metazoa; Platyhelminthes; Cestoda; Cyclophyllidea; Mesocestoididae
Source: the annotation of a GenBank genome assembly